Messenger RNA from Cajanus cajan (pigeon pea), 1963 nucleotides. RefSeq names its product adenine nucleotide transporter BT1, chloroplastic/mitochondrial. Gene Ontology annotation, biological process: transmembrane transport. Lineage: Eukaryota; Viridiplantae; Streptophyta; Magnoliopsida; Fabales; Fabaceae. The record is from RefSeq and is a predicted model, not a curated record.
CAUUGAGUUACAUCAGUUUUAUCCAACUUUUGUGGACAACGAUCACCUUAUUUCAACAAAAAGAAACUGGAUAAUUCUGAAUUUUGUACGUUAAUAACAAAUCUGAAUUUGCUUGCAUAGCAUUGCAAAUUACACCAUCUCUUUUCUUCUCUUCUUAGUCUUCGUUGCCGAGGCAGAGAAAGAGAUAGGGACGGAGUUUCUGGCUUGUGUUCUUCGUCAAAAUUCUCCGCCCAACAAAAAUUCUAUACUUUAUCUUUAUUCCUCAAUUCGAUAUCUUGUUUGGCUUGGUCUUCGUUGUUCCCGUUGAAAUAUUCAUUUUCAUCUAACUUGGUUUAUGUCAUCUCAUAAAUUCGUAUAUUCUUGCACGCCCAUUUGUUACUAAUCAUCUCUAUUCUUAUAAAGCUUCCAAAGCUUCAAUUCUAAGCAGAGAAGCAGUUCCUAACAUUAGUUUUAAGAUUCAUGGGUAGAGGUAGGUUGCAAAUGCAAAGGGUUGAAUCUGGUUACAAAGAUGUAUCAAUAUGUAGUUCUGGAAUCAAGUUUGAAUGGGAUUCACUUGAGGGUAAAGUUCAUCCAAGUGGCUUAUUUGCAAGCGUUGGACAAGCAGGAUUUGGCUUCGGGAUUUCACCAAAUCCUCCAACAGCAAGUACUAGAGACAACAGCACCAAACCUCCGUUGGCAAAUUCUUCCAUGAAGUAUGUUUUAAUGCCUGAAGCUGGUUUUAAACCCACGGGGUUUCAAGGGUUGUUGAGUGGUGAGGCUUUCAAAGUUGAUGAGGAAGGCCAUGACAUGAAGAGGGAAAAAAAGUUGAGAGGGUUUAAAUUGAAGUUUAAGAUUGGGAAUCCAUCAUUGAGAAGGUUGAUGAGUGGGGCAAUUGCUGGUGCAGUGUCAAGGACUGCAGUGGCACCCUUGGAGACCAUAAGGACCCAUUUGAUGGUGGGGAGCUGUGGACAUAGUUCACUUCAAGUUUUUCAAUCUAUUAUGGAGACUGAUGGAUGGAAGGGCUUGUUCAGAGGCAAUUUUGUGAACAUCAUCCGAGUUGCACCAAGCAAGGCCAUUGAGUUAUUCGCGUAUGACACAGUCAAGAAGCAAAUAUCUCCUAAACAUGGAGAACAGCCAAAACUCCCAAUUCCUGCCUCAUCAAUUGCAGGUGCUGUUGCUGGUUUUAGCUCUACCCUAUGUACAUACCCUCUUGAACUACUCAAAACUCGUCUCACCGUCCAGAGAGGGGUGUACAAGAACUUACUAGAUGCAUUUGUGAGAAUUAUCAAAGAGGAAGGUCCGGCAGAACUGUACAGAGGCCUGACCCCUAGUCUGAUUGGUGUAAUCCCUUAUGCUGCUACAAACUAUCUUGCUUAUGACACACUAAGAAAAGCUUACAAGAAAGCUUUCAACAAGGAGGACAUAGGGAAUGUCAUGACUCUUCUAAUUGGAUCAGCUGCUGGUGCUUUUUCAAGCAGUGCAACGUUUCCACUUGAGGUGGCACGCAAGCAUAUGCAAGCUGGGGCUCUAAAUGGAAGACAAUAUAGUAACAUGCUUCAUGCCCUCAUCAGUAUACUUGAAAAGGAAGGGGUGGCUGGUCUAUAUAGAGGUUUAGGACCAAGUUGUUUAAAAUUAGUUCCUGCUGCUGGUAUUUCUUUCAUGUGCUACGAAGCUUGCAAGAGGAUACUUGUUGAACAUGAACAAGAUUAGUAACAAGUGGAUCACUGCAGAUUCUUUCUACGGGAUUUGUUGGUAUUGAUUUUGUUUAGGAAGAGGGAAAUAAUUUGUUGAGCUAAUUUUUGGUUAUGCAGAUUUUGCUUUUCCUUGCAUAUUUGAGCAUCUCAACCAGGGUUGUAUUGAUCACGUAGACACUGAUUUAUUUUGUUAUCAUAGUCUUCCAUAUGGUCUGGGCUGAGAAUACACAAACUUGUAAGAGUUGUAUUACUUUCAAUGUUGUGACAACGCGUGGUUACAGAAUUACAUA